GUUUAGUUAUGGUAGACCAGAUCUAUGCAGCUCUAUAGAUCAUCGGUUAUUGUUAUUUAGUAAAAACUUGAAUGAAACUGAAGAUAACCGAUAUUUUUAUUCUAAUGUUGUCCAGAUAAAAAUAUAACCAAUACAACCACCUGCCAAAUUUGAACUAAACGGUAACCUAGCAAGUGCGCGAUACAGUGAAAGCGAAGUGAAGACGUCAGCAGAGAGGAUUUGAUAUUUGAACUUAGUGGAGUUCGUGGAAAACUAGUGUGUAUUAUUUCAUUUGGAAAUAGCUUUGGAUAAAGGUGUAAGAAAUGCGUCUAAAGACAGGAAGAACAAAAGAAACUUCUAAGGAAAAGAAACAAAGGAGAAAAGAGUUUCAAGAAAUUCAAAAACAAAUUAAAACCAUUGUAUUACCUGGAUUAAUAGCAAUUGCUUUGUUAAUAACUGUCUAUGUUUACUUGAAAACAAGGCCAAAAAAUAGUUAUGUGGACUGAUACAAACAAGUUUUGAGAAAUGUAAAUAUUCAAGUUAUUUUUAAAUAUAUUAA
Molecule: messenger RNA, 538 nt
Organism: Diorhabda sublineata
Lineage: Eukaryota; Metazoa; Arthropoda; Insecta; Coleoptera; Chrysomelidae
Product: single-pass membrane and coiled-coil domain-containing protein 4 homolog
Exons: 3
Coding region: 303-485 (60 amino acids)
Source: RefSeq, a predicted model, not a curated record